AGGAAGCGAGAGCCCCCGGACACGAAAAACGAAAGCUUUUGACAGUCACUUUAAGAUCAAGCGUCAAAGCGCUGGGUCGAAAGGUUUCCAACUGCCAUAACUCGAAGAAAGCAAGGAUAAGGAAAAAUCAUUAGAAGCACGCCAGGAAGGGAGACAGAAGCUUAACGCGAGGCCGAAAGAACGGGAUCAAAAUUCGAGCCUUCCCCGCAAAGGCGGCCAGGCGGAAGGUACUCGGCGCCUGCCGGUCCCUCGGGCCUGCAGAGAAGCAGGUGUUUGGGGGAGUUCCUCCGAAGGACCAGACCCCCGGCCCCUCUGACCCUUCAGCGCAAGAGCUAGAAGCCGCCCCCACCUCCCCAUCCAGAAGGACGCGGUGAGCAUGACCCACCCCUACUGGCCGCACCCCAGUCCCCGAGCCUGCUGGGCGAGUCGACUCCGGGCCCGGCGGGAGGAUGCUGCCCUUGGCAAAGGCGGCAGCGGCGGCGGGCGGGGGCCAACUCGCAGCAAGAGAGAAACUACCAGCAGCCAGGCCGGAAGCGGCCGCCGACCCACCCGGGGCGCUGCCCGCCGAUACCGGCUUCGGCAAACAGGAAAGCCCGGCGAGCUGGCCCAGCCCUCCGGCCCCCGCCCUCCCCGGCAGCAACUCACCAUUUUCCUUCCGGCCGUCAGCAGCCUUUCGCCUCCCCUUGGGCCCCUUUAAGAAUGGCACGGCUGCCGCCUCCGUUCCUGCACGGCGCCUGGCAGAGCCGCCCCCACCAGCUACGCGGCAGCUGCAGGGCAGCACGUGACGGCCAACGGCGGCCGGCGCGGCUCAAACUUCGCAGGAACGCGAGUGCCCCCGCCUCUCCCAUUUCUCCCGCCCUGUUUCUUGAACCCUCCAGUGGACGCUAUCGGAUUUGGAGUGGAGGACUUUCAGUGCCAAAAUGCAUCCUCAAAAUUCGAGCCAGUUUUUGCUUCCUUCCAACCCUCCUCAAUCUCUGAGAGAAAUUUCAUGGUGACAUGAUUGAGUCAACGAUUUCAAUGGCAAGAAGAACAGGGGAAAGGGGCCCUGGGAAUCAGAGGGUGUAGAGGAAAUCCUGGAGAGGAGAGACUGGAAUUGACACUGGGCACUUCCCUAAGCUUCACAUGUGAAGACACACCCACAGAAGUAUGGCAAGGACUUUGAGAGCUUAGCUGCAUUAUAAACUACUGCCAAGACUCAGAUUAACCCAGAGUGGCUCAUGUGAGGAACGGAUCCAAAUAACAUAGUAAAGACUCUGAAAAUUCAGCUGCCCUUCUGUAUCUUGAUUGUGGUGAUAUGAACUGUACACCAGACAGGAUGAAUUUUUCUGUAUGUAAAUUAAAAAUUAAAUUUUAAAAAAUGUUAAAACUAAACAAAACAAGAACCAACUGUGGGAAACAGAGAAGCAAAAAUAAACUAUUGAGGAGACUGUUGUAGCACUCAGGGAAUACAUGGCCUGGACUGCGGUGCAAAUGGUGAUUUGAUGAGAA
Molecule: messenger RNA, 1488 nt
Organism: Phacochoerus africanus (Common warthog)
Lineage: Eukaryota; Metazoa; Chordata; Mammalia; Artiodactyla; Suidae
Product: atherin-like
Exons: 2
Coding region: 450-785 (111 amino acids)
Source: RefSeq, a predicted model, not a curated record